Panthera uncia (snow leopard) is the source of this 2086-nucleotide messenger RNA. RefSeq names its product zinc finger and BTB domain-containing protein 44. Lineage: Eukaryota; Metazoa; Chordata; Mammalia; Carnivora; Felidae. The transcript is spliced from 4 exons. Gene Ontology annotation, molecular function: protein binding; DNA-binding transcription factor activity, RNA polymerase II-specific; RNA polymerase II cis-regulatory region sequence-specific DNA binding. Gene Ontology annotation, biological process: positive regulation of gene expression; regulation of transcription by RNA polymerase II. The record is from RefSeq and is a predicted model, not a curated record. The coding region runs from base 443 to 1738 and encodes 431 amino acids.
GCGCUCCCCAAACCGCCGCCAGCCCUCGGCCAACCGCCCCCAACGGCCGCCCGCGCGCGGCUCCCCGGGCCCCCUCGCUCCUCCCCUCAGGCCCCUCGGAGCGCCGCGGGUACUUCCCUCCAGCCGCUUCGCACUCUCCCACCUCGCAGGCACGCUGCUGGUUGUACCGCCAUGCCCCAGCCACAGGCUGUCCACGGGCCUAGGCGCGGCGGCCCGAGAUAGGGUCCCCUCAGCCUCCCGGGGGAGGAGAGAGGCAGCGAGCCGCGCGCUCCGCCCCCUCCCCCCGGGCUGUCGCCGCCGCCGCCGCCGCCACCUCGCCGCCUCAGCCUGGCGGGGAGGAGGAGGAGGAGCACCAGGCCUCCGGGCCCCGGCACCGCCGCCCGCAGGACAUUUCUGAUUCAUUUGCAUCCUUGAAGAGCAUCUGUAGAAGAGGAAGGAAAAGAUGGGUGUGAAAACAUUUACUCAUAGCUCCUCUUCCCACAGCCAGGAAAUGCUUGGAAAGCUAAAUAUGCUGCGAAAUGAUGGACAUUUUUGUGAUAUCACUAUUCGUGUCCAGGACAAAAUCUUCCGGGCACAUAAGGUGGUACUAGCAGCUUGCAGUGAUUUCUUUCGCACCAAACUUGUAGGCCAAGCAGAGGAUGAGAACAAGAAUGUGUUGGAUUUGCAUCAUGUUACAGUAACUGGCUUUAUACCCCUUUUAGAAUAUGCGUACACAGCCACUCUGUCAAUUAACACAGAAAAUAUCAUUGAUGUUCUAGCUGCAGCCAGCUAUAUGCAAAUGUUCAGUGUUGCUAGCACCUGCUCAGAGUUCAUGAAAUCAAGCAUUUUAUGGAAUACACCCAACAGCCAAUCAGAAAAGGGUCUAGAUGCUGGACAAGAAAAUAACUCAAACUGCAAUUUUACUUCCCGAGAUGGAAGUAUUUCUCCUGUGUCUUCAGAGUGCAGUGUGGUAGAAAGAACCAUUCCUGUCUGCCGAGAAUCCCGGAGAAAGCGCAAAAGCUACAUUGUUAUGUCUCCUGAAAGUCCUGUGAAGUGUAGCACGCAGACAAGUUCUCCCCAGGUAUUGAAUUCUUCAGCUUCCUACUCAGAAAAUAGAAAUCAACCAGUUGACUCUUCUUUAGCUUUUCCCUGGACUUUUCCUUUUGGAAUUGAUCGAAGGAUUCAGCCUGAUAAGUCUAAACAGGUAGAAAAUACCCGGACUUUAGAAUUACCCGGCCCAUCUGAGACAGGUAGAAGAAUGGCUGAUUAUGUGACUUGUGAGAGCACAAAAACUGCCUUGCCACUGGGUACCGAAGAAGAUGUCCGGGUCAAAGUAGAAAGGUUAAGUGAUGAGGAAGUCCAUGAGGAAGUGUCUCAGCCUGUCAGUGCAUCUCAGAGUUCACUGAGUGAUCAGCAGACAGUGCCGGGAAGCGAACAAGUCCAAGAAGACCUUCUGAUUAGUCCACAGUCUUCCUCUAUAGGUUCGGUAGAUGAAGGUGUCACUGAAGGGUUACCUACGCUUCAAAACACUUCUAGCACUAAUGCUCAUGCAGAUGAUGAUGAUCGAUUGGAAAAUGUUCAGUAUCCCUACCAACUCUACAUAGCUCCUUCUACCAGCAGUACGGAACGACCAAGUCCAAACGGUCCAGAUAGACCUUUUCAGUGUCCAACUUGUGGGGUACGAUUCACCCGUAUUCAGAACCUAAAACAGCACAUGCUCAUCCACUCAGGUAAUGUCGUCUUCCCUACUGUUGCAUAAAUGAGUACUUGAAACAUUACAUUUGGAAUCUCAGUUAAAAAUAGAAAACAGAUGUUUUUGAGUUUAAAAAAUAUGUCUCUGAGAAAUCAGAUAAGCCUAAGUCUGUUGGUAAAAUGGUACAGUGUCAGAAAGCUAUUUGUUUAAUACAUUUGCCACAGGCAUAAGUAUUCAGAUUAAAACUCGGUGGGGUAUAUGUGCAGACAUAAAUGAAAGGCACUGGGUAUAUUAGGUGUGUGUAUAUAUGUGUGAUAGAGAAGCACAGGUACAGAUGGUAGAGCAAAUGGAAUUAAAAGGGUAUUUAUUGCUGUUCUUUGUACUAUUCUUGUAACUACUCUUUAUGAAUGGAAU